CUGUUCUUUCUUUUUAAAAACCAAUCCAAAUAACCCAAAUUUCAGACCCAGCCUCCGCCGCCGUCAAAGAAAGAAAAUCCUCCAAUUUGGGAGCUGCUAGGUUUAAAUCCAUGGCUUCUUCUACGGCGAGAAAAGAUAUUGAUAGAAUCAAAGGUCCGUGGAGUCCUGAAGAAGACGAGGCGUUACAAAGAUUGGUUCAAACCUAUGGACCACGAAACUGGUCUUUAAUAAGCAAAUCGAUCCCUGGCCGGUCCGGCAAGUCGUGUAGAUUACGGUGGUGUAAUCAGCUCUCGCCUGAGGUCGAGCACAGGCCGUUCACGCCUGAUGAAGACGAUACCAUUAUCAGAGCGCAUUCUCGGUUUGGCAAUAAAUGGGCCACCAUCGCUCGUCUACUCAAUGGCCGUACUGAUAACGCUAUUAAAAACCAUUGGAACUCUACCCUCAAGCGAAAAUGUAACGACUUAAGCGACGACGUAUUACAUCCUAACCCUCAGCCUCUUAAAAGAUCUGCUAGCGUGGGCGCUCCGGGUUCUAACGUAUCGGGCUAUCUUCACUUGAACCCGAGUAGCCCAUCCGGAUCUGAUCUAAGCGAUUCAAGUUUUCCUGACAUGUCACCCUCUCCUUCUCCCGUUUUCCGGCCGCUGGCGAGAACGGGAUCCCUCGGUUUGCCACCGACGCCUUCUAUUUCAUCUUCCAUUAAAGAUCCGGCAACAUCGUUGAGCCUUUCUCUUCCUGGAUUCGAUUCUUGCGAAGGUUUCAAUCAAAUACCCGGUUCAGGAUGGGGGUUGGGUCAAGCAGUAGAUAACCCGGCGCCUAUUGCAGAAUCAGCAUCGAAAGGUGUAGGUGGACAGCAGCAGCAGGAGUAUGAGAAGCAGUUCUUUAAUCCAGAGUUCUUGACAAUUAUGCAAGAGAUGAUAAGGAAGGAAGUUAGGACUUAUAUGUCGGGAGUUGAACAGAACGGGAUGUGCUUGCAAACUGAAGCUAUUAGAAAUGCUGUGGUUAAGCGAAUUGGGAUUAGCAGAAUCGAGUAAUUAAAAAACUAUAAUCAUAAUCAGAAACAGAUGUCUUUUGUUUCUUUUAAUUUGCUUUAAGUCGUUUCUUUAUACACAAGUAAUAGUAAUAAUUUUGGUAGUGUACAGAGGAAGAGGA
Mercurialis annua (annual mercury) is the source of this 1149-nucleotide messenger RNA. Its product is annotated as transcription factor MYB44-like. NCBI's taxonomy places the organism in Eukaryota, Viridiplantae, Streptophyta, Magnoliopsida, Malpighiales, Euphorbiaceae. Gene Ontology annotation, molecular function: DNA-binding transcription factor activity, RNA polymerase II-specific; RNA polymerase II cis-regulatory region sequence-specific DNA binding. The record is from RefSeq and is a predicted model, not a curated record. Gene Ontology annotation, biological process: regulation of DNA-templated transcription. The transcript has a single exon. Gene Ontology annotation, cellular component: nucleus. Bases 111 to 1031 code for a protein of 306 amino acids.